Silurus meridionalis is the source of this 2857-nucleotide messenger RNA. It is a transcript of the gene ros1, whose product is annotated as c-ros oncogene 1, receptor tyrosine kinase. The record is from RefSeq and is a predicted model, not a curated record. The transcript has 20 exons. Lineage: Eukaryota; Metazoa; Chordata; Actinopteri; Siluriformes; Siluridae. Gene Ontology annotation, molecular function: protein binding. Bases 499 to 2658 code for a protein of 719 amino acids.
UGUCUGUUCACACGCAGACCAUCAUCAGGCAAUCAACCUCAAGAAGUGGCUGAAAGUCCUUUUGGAAACUGCACAGAGAAAAUUUUUCUGCCUCCACCGUAUGUAACUUCGGUUGGCUCUCACAACAUCACCCUCAGCUGGACUCACCUGAACUGCACCGAGGUUGUUUAUGUUCCUCAGUGGACUGGACAUGAUGGAGUUUGGACACACAAAAAGAAUGUAACAGAACCUACAUACACAGUGGAGAAUCUGCAGCCGUACACACUGUAUAAGUUCAGGGUUUGGGGUGUGGUUUCUGAGACGUACGUUGUUUCUGCAGAAAGCCAGUUUUACAGAACUGAGCCUUUUGGAGUUCCCUCUAGUCCUUUGAUUGAGAGCGUAGACAGUGACUCCGGAUUGAGUGUGGACGUCAGCUGGUCGGCUCCAGAGAACCCCAGAGGCUCCAUUGUGGGAUACAACCUCAACCUCACCUCCUGCACACACAUCCUCACCCUUACCAUGGCAGGAAAUGUCUUCUUCGCUACAUUCUACCCGACUCUGCAUAACACCACGUACAGAAUUUCAAUAGCUGCUGUCAACCGCGAAGGUCAAGGGGUGGCUGUUGAAGCCAAUGUGACCACACCACCUCAGCAGGAGCAAGAUGGUGUCCGCUGGGUUUUUGCAUCCAGGAUGAAUUCGCUCAGGAAACAGCAGGAUAAGGCGGACAUGUUCACCGCAGCUGAGUGUCUCUCUGAUACACUCAUAAAGGAAAACAUUACAGGAGUGGCUGAAUAUCACAUGACCAACCAUGUCUACUUCUCGGAGGGGACUCGUAUUUGGGAAAAGAGUGCAGGGAAUCUAACGGAUCAUUCCGACCUAAGACUCGUUCUCUCAGGCCAUGCAAAAAUCACAGCUCUGACUGUGGACUGGCUCUACAGAAAACUCUACUAUGUCUCUGAUCACAAGGUCCGCUGUUGUAAACUGGAGGACUGCUCCCAUGGCAUGGACUUUAACCUCAAUUUAGAGAGUGUCCCUCGAAGAAUCAUUGCCGAUCCAUACAAUGGAUGGCUGUUCCUUCUUCUGCAUGACGGAAUACAUCGCAUUCCUCUUCCCGAAUUUUUGGACCACGCAUCAAACCUCACGCUUGUACUAAAAACAGACUCUGUGCAUGACUUUGUGGUCAGUUUUUCCAAUAGGAGACUGAUUUUCUAUGACAAAAACAAUCGCACACUGUCCGCUGUAUCUAUGGACGGCUUGCUGCCCAUUCCGCUGUACUCCCACAUCAAGCAAGAUGUUCAGAGUGUAGCAUAUGAAAACGAUCUACUCGUGUUGACAGACGGACACGCCGUGUACAAACAGAGCGGAAAUGGCCAGGUGGGCCUUUUUACAGAGUUCUCUAUGGACUGUGAUAUCUUCCAGUCAAACUAUGGAGGAUUUGGAAACGUUCGCUUUCUCGGCCCGUCUUCUCAGCCGUGUCCGGUUCCUAGGCAGCCAAGGGACCUUCAGGUUUUGUUUGGAUCUGAUAAAGCCACUCUACGUUGGAACAAACCAAAAAUUCAGAACGGAUCCAGUUCUUCGGCUUGGCAAAACUGGACGUACUCAGUGAAGUGUUUCCUGAAUGGAUUAGUAAUUAGUGAAGUGAGUCAGAUCGCCGCCACAUACACAACAGUGCGAGAUCUCCAGAGCGUUCAACAAUACGUGGUGAGUGUGUGGGCUGUUUCUCCUGGAGGAAGUUCACACACAGUGAUGUUUCAGGGCACAACUCUCCAACCAGAUGAAGAUCCACCAUACAUUGCUGGUGCCACUGCUGACAAAGGAAUCUGGAGACAACAACUAGAUAGUUUUGACUUCCUCGCAAUGCUGACCUCUAGUGUCACAAACGUGAAAGACAUGGACUGGUAUAACAACACGAUCUUCUGGACGAACAGUUCAGGCCACAUUGGCUGGAUAGAUGCAGGUGAUCACUCUACUGCUUCUGGGCUGUUUUUAGCGCCUCAGAGUGGAAAUCUGGACGCUCAUGCCAUAGCAUUUGACUGGCUGGGACGAUGUUUGUACUGGAGCUGCAACACGAAUAUGAUAUGCCGAGGACGUUUAUCCGGGUCGGAGGUGGAGAUCGUUCUUGACGCAAACCGAAAGAUCAGAAGCAUACUUAUAGAUUCAGUGAACGCUGCGAUUUACUGGAGCACCGAUACCACUCUAGAAGUUUGCAGGUUCGAUGGUGAGAGACGCCGCUUGAUCGAAAAGCUGGACAUCUUUUCAGGGAGGAAAAUUGCAGGUAUCACUGCAAACUGGAGAGAACGCAGGCUGUACUGGCUCAUCCAGGAUGGAUCCUUCUUACAUCUAUACAGCAUGCACACCAGCAGCGAGAUGGUGCACCAUGUUCUCAAAUGGAGCUCAUCUAUAGUAUCGAAUCAGCAGGUAGCCUUCUACAGCGGACGGCUUGUAUGGCUGGACGAAGCCGGCAAACUCAGAAUUCAGGAACUGAACCAAACGUCAAGUGUUGUUAUGUCACCGAAUAACACACUGACAACUUUUGCUGUCCUGCAGAAAUUUAAAACCUCUUCCAGAUGGUUUUGUCUCCGCCCCAGUCGUAAUUCCUCCUGCUGUCCCCAAAUCAUCUAUUCGGCUCAAAUCCAACGAAACCGUGGUAACGAUCAUCUGGGAUCCGAGCAGCACUGAAUUCGGGACUGUGUUCUACUGUUUAGAGAUAAAUGUCCCUAAUAUUCCAAAAGAAAUGAUUCGUUCAGGGAGCAUUUACUGUCCAUCAUCGUCCAACAGCGUCUCCGAACCUUCAAAGCAAAUAAGCAGACUCAAGCAGAACAGCAGAAUUAAUAUCACAAUAACUCCAUAUACAUAUUGGGGCAGAGGCGAGUCAACG